UCCUAAACAUUCCUCUUCUAUAAAUGUAGUUCCAACACUGUUAUUCAUGUAUCUAUUUACAUAAUAAUUGUGUUGGAUUUUUAUUCACUUCCUUAAAAUUUUGAUUAUUAAUUCGUUUGUUAUGUUAAUUGAUAUAGAGGCUCAAUUUUGUGUUUGAUAAUGCUUUUACAUUACAUACGUGCACUAAUGCCUUCAAUUGCAAUUUCGUGUUCGGCAUGUUUGAUGUGCCCUGAUUUAUUUGAAGAUUGACGGUAUUUAGAAUAUGAAAUUGGGUGGUAUUAGUUACUGAUCUUUGUUUAGGGGUUAAAAUGGGAUCUUUUGACUCUAUUGUUAUAGGGUUUUUGGAAAUUUAAUUUGUUUCACGUAUUCUUGUACACACUAAAAUAGGAUAAACUGUUUAAUAUGUACAUUUAUAUAUGUUAAUUUGGGAUCAUUUGACUGUUUAAUAAAAUUUUGAAUUUCUCUGUUGGCUUGCUCAAUUACAAGUUGGAUAGCUAUUUUGAAGCUUGCUCAGUAUAUAGUUACGAAUAUGGAAAACAAACCCCUGCAGUAAUCAUAUGCUGCUAAAAAAUCAAGUGAAAAUUGUUGUUGUUUUUGUCAAAAAUAGAAAUUGUUGUGCUUAUUGGGGGUGAUUAUGGUCCUACUUUUGGGGGUGAUUGUGCUUAUUGGAGGUGAAUAUUCUUAUUGGGGUGUGAAUGUGGUCCUACUUUUGGAUUCAUUUGGAAAAUUAUACUUCAGAGUACCUGUAACAAUGGUAUUCCUUAUUCCUACCAUUUUGAGUAAUUUACUAUACAUUUUCAAUUACCCUAUCAUUACAAUAAACUUGGUCCUUGUUAUUUUUUAUUGUUAAUAUUAUUUAAAAAAAAAAACGUGUCCCUUGUUUUAAUGUAUUGUUAGUAUUAUGUAAAUACACUUGUCCCUUGUUUUUUUGUAUCGUUAAUAUCAUUACAAUAAACAUAAUUAUUCGUUUCUACAUUUACAAUGCAAGUGUUAUAGGAAAACAAUGUCACUUUGGCGAUUUGAAUUUAUACUCGAUACUCCUCAAAAGUUUACAACUGUGGUGAGUUGGCCACUUAUUUUCGGAUUAUCUACUUCAAGAUUUUUUAAAUGCCUUGCACAUCAUUGGUAAUACUAAAACGGCCCUAAUAUUAAAUCUUACCAGCGUAUUCCAACUCGUAUGAAUAGGGAGGUGCAAGAAUUAUGGAUUAAGAGGGAUUGUACAUAUCGUUUGUUAAGCCUUCACCGCAGAACUGAGAACAAAGUGUACCCUGUGCGGUUGAGACAUGUGUUUAAGGGUCCGAGGCAAUUUGAGACUUUUUUAAGUGAAGGAUGGAGGGAGUUUGUCACCUCAAGCAGUUUACGAAUAAGAGUCCGCCUCCUAUUAGUGUUAGAGGACGACGAUUGAAUGCUUUAUCAGGUUAGGAUAUGGCUUGACGAGAAAGAAAUUACAGUAGUGGACCCUUGGGUACUCAUAGAGAAUGAUGGUUCAAUAAGUGACGUCGACGAAAGGGAGUAUGUGCCCAAUGAGUGUUUGUGGAAGACACCCUCUUUUGAAUGCACAUUCACCAAAGGUUACAUCAACAAACCUAAAAUCAACAUUCCAUUACACUUUGCCCGUGCACAUGUCCAAGGUCUUAAAGACCCAACUGAUGUACGAUUGUAUGUGAGUCGGUGGUGGCCAGCAACAAUGCGCAUUCAGUUUGACAUAAACAACAAGAUUUUAACUUGCACCGUCAGAAAAGGAGUUUCAGAAAUGAUUGCGGGUGAAGGGGUUGAACUUGGUGAAAAGGCUCUGGUUGAGUUGGAAGAUAUGGAACCUCCAACAUUAGGCAUUACAUUCACUUGAUCCACCUAACUUUAGGCUCGUUAUUGCAAUUUGGCUUUCACUUGACUAGUACCAAUAUUUUGACUCAAUGGUACAUGGGGCUUUUGUUUGUCAAUAUUAGGACAUAACCUCUUGCAGUUGCUAUUUCUAAUAUUAAUCACUAACUUAUUGUAACGUAUUCUACUGCCUGGUUGAAUGCUUUUGAUUGUACAUUCUUCGACAUGAUCCUUUGCAAUUUGUGUAUUGUAAUGACUUAUUGAAUA
Messenger RNA from Chenopodium quinoa (quinoa), 2088 nucleotides. RefSeq lists its product as uncharacterized. The coding region runs from base 1406 to 1846 and encodes 146 amino acids. The record is from RefSeq and is a predicted model, not a curated record. Lineage: Eukaryota; Viridiplantae; Streptophyta; Magnoliopsida; Caryophyllales; Amaranthaceae. The transcript has 2 exons.